AUGGAGCCUUCCUUUCCUUCAAAAUCCCUUCUGCUUGUUGUUCUUGUCUUUUGCUUUCUUGGUCCCACCAAAUUAUAUGCAAGUGACCCUCAUCUAACACUGGAUUAUUAUGCAUCAACUUGCCCCACUGUGUUUGAUAUUGUUAGGAAGGAAAUGGAAUGUGCAGUACUUUCUGAUCCCCGCAAUGCAGCCAUGAUAGUUCGGCUACAUUUCCAUGAUUGCUUUGUUCAGGGAUGCGAUGGAUCAAUUUUGCUUGAUGAUACAGUCACACUUAAAGGUGAGAAAAAGGCAGCUAACAACAUCAACUCUUUGAAAGGCUUGGGCGUUGUUGAUAACAUAAAAAACAUGGUUGAAUCAGAGUGCCCUGGAAUUGUUUCUUGCGCUGAUAUUCUCACAAUUGCAGCCAGAGAUGCUGUGAUUCUGGUAGGGGGACCAUACUGGGAUGUUCCUGUGGGAAGGAAGGAUUCUGUCACUGCAAAUUUUGAUCUUGCCAACACCAAUCUUCCCGCUCCAGAUGAGAGCCUUCUCUCUAUCAUUGCGAAGUUUCUUUACCAAGGACUAUCUGUCACGGAUAUGGUAGCCCUUGCGGGAGCCCACACCAUUGGCAUGGCACAGUGUAAGAAUUUCCGGUCAAGAAUUUAUGGAGACUUUGAAUCAACAUCACUGAAGAAUCCAAUCUCUGAGAGUCACCUCAGCAACCUGAGAUCUGUUUGUCCACCUGUUGGGGGAGGAGACAACAACAUAACAGCAAUGGACUAUAUGACACCUAAUCUCUUUGACAAUUCUUUCUAUCAGUUACUACUAAAUGGGGAGGGACUUCUCAACUCAGACCAAGAAAUGUACUCAAGUUUGUUCGGUAUUGAAACCAGAGAGCUUGUGAAGAAGUAUGCAGCAGAUCCUCUGGCUUUCUUCCAACAGUUCUCAGAGUCAAUGGUGAAAAUGGGAAAUAUCACAAACUCAGAAAGCUUCAUCACUGGGGAAGUUAGGAAGAACUGCAGAUUUGUGAACACAUAA
Messenger RNA from Sphenostylis stenocarpa, 1014 nucleotides. Lineage: Eukaryota; Viridiplantae; Streptophyta; Magnoliopsida; Fabales; Fabaceae. The record is from the annotation of a GenBank genome assembly.